GAUUUGUAUAUUGUAGUUGUUGCGAAACGAGUUAGACUUAUUCACUUAUUUUUAACGAAAUUGUAUUAAAUUAUUUUAUCAACAAGACACAGCCGGCUAGACAACCAACUUUCCAAGUCUCAAACAAUUUGCAUGGGUGCUGCGUAAAAAGCGAACGAUCCUAGCGCGUAUUUCACAAGAUAAAUGUAUCUUUCGUGCAGAAAAUCGAUUUUUGCCCUUUCAGCGGUUUUGAAUCGACGGUCCAGUGGCGUAAGGACCACAAUAACAAUAGCCCAUCGAUCGAUUGGAACGGUCAGCAAACCCAAGAUGGCAGUAGCAGCUGAGGCCACAUCGCAAAAAUCGGUGACCGCCAAGCCCGAUUUCAUGGAGCCAUUACUGAGGCUAAAUAACAUUGAAAAGUCACAACAGGAUACCCGGGAUUACAGGGGCUUGCAGCUGGGAAACGGCCUAAAGGUUCUGUUGAUCAGCGACCCCAAGACAGAUGUUUCGGCGGCAGCUCUGUCCGUCCAAGUGGGUCACAUGUCUGACCCCACGAAUCUGCCUGGCUUGGCCCACUUCUGCGAGCACAUGCUCUUUCUGGGCACGGAGAAGUACCCCCACGAAAAUGGAUACACCACCUACCUAUCACAGAGCGGAGGUAGCAGUAAUGCCGCCACUUAUCCCCUCAUGACGAAGUACCACUUCCACGUGGCACCGGAUAAGCUUGACGGAGCUCUAGAUCGCUUUGCUCAAUUCUUUAUAGCGCCUUUAUUCACCCCCAGCGCUACAGAGAGGGAAAUUAAUGCUGUCAACUCCGAGCAUGAAAAGAACCUGCCGAGUGACCUGUGGCGCAUCAAGCAGGUUAGCCGGCACCUGGCUAAACCAGAUCACGCCUACAGCAAAUUCGGCAGUGGGAACAAGUCCACAUUGUCGGAAAUUCCCAAAUCAAAGGACAUCGAUGUGCGCGAUGAGCUGCUCAAGUUCCACAAGCAAUGGUAUUCCGCAAACAUUAUGUGCCUGGCUGUGAUUGGAAAAGAAUCCCUCGAUGAGUUGGAGACAAUGGUGAUGGAAAAGUUCUCUGAAAUCGAGAACAAAAACGUAGACGUUCCGGAUUGGCCACGUCAUCCUUAUGCUGAAGACCGCUAUGGACAAAAGGUGAAAAUUGUGCCUAUUAAAGACAUCCGCUCGCUGACCAUCAGUUUCACGACCGACGAUCUAACUGAGUUCUACAAGUCCAGCCCCGAUAGCUACUUAACGCAUCUUAUUGGCCACGAGGGCAAGGGAAGCAUUCUAUCAGAGCUCCGAAGGCUUGGUUGGUGCAAUGAUUUAAUGGCUGGUCAUCAGAACACACAAAAUGGAUUUGGCUUCUUUGAUAUUGUGGUUGAUCUCACACAGGAGGGUCUGGAGCAUGUUGAUGAUAUUGUAAAGAUCAUUUUUCAAUAUUUGAAUAUGAUACGCAAGGAGGGUCCUAAGAAGUGGAUUUUUGAUGAGUGCGUGAAGCUAAACGAAAUGAGAUUCCGCUUCAAAGAGAAGGAGCAGCCAGAGAACUUGGUGACGCACGCGGUGUCCUCCAUGCAAAUAUUCCCCCUUGAGGAAGUUCUUAUUGCUCCAUAUUUGAGCAACGAAUGGCGCCCUGAUUUAAUCACCAGCUUGCUGGACGAGCUUGUGCCUUCAAAGAGUCGUAUCACAAUCGUUAGCCAGAGUUUUGAGCCGGAUUGCGACCAAGCGGAGCCUUACUACAAAACAAAGUACGGACUAGAACGCGUCCCAAAGGAGACCGUGAAGGCUUGGGAGAAGUGCGAACUCAACGAAAAUUUGAAACUGGCUCUGCCCAACAGCUUCAUACCAACGAACUUUGACAUUGCCGAAGUUCCCGCUGAUGCACCCAAACACCCCACAAUCAUACUAGACACUCCCAUUCUGCGAGUGUGGCACAAGCAGGACAACCAGUUCAACAAGCCCAAGGCGUGCAUGACGUUCGAUAUGUCCAAUCCGAUCGCCUACUUGGAUCCGUUGAACUGUAAUUUGAACCACAUGAUGGUGAUGCUGCUGAAGGAUCAGCUGAACGAGUACUUGUACGACGCGGAGUUGGCCAGUUUAAAGCUAAAUGUGGCUGGAAAAACGUGUGGUAUCGAUUUCACCAUUCGUGGCUUCAGCGAUAAGCAGGUGGUGCUGCUGGAAAAGCUAUUGGAUCAUCUGUUUGACUUUUCUAUUGACGAGAAACGUUUCGACAUCCUCAAGGAGGAAUACGUACGUUCACUGAAAAACUUUAAAGCUGAGCAACCCUAUCAGCAUUCCAUCUACUAUUUAGCUUUGCUGUUAACUGAAAAUGCCUGGGCGAAUAUCGAGCUCUUGGACGCUAUGGAACUUGUUACCUAUGACCGGGUGUUGAACUUUGCGAAAGAAUUCUUCCAACGACUGCACACGGAAUGCUUUAUUUUCGGAAAUGUGACAAAGCAACAGGCUUCGGAUAUUGCAGGAAGAGUAAAUACUCGUCUAGAGGCUACCAAUGCCCUGAAGCUUCCGAUUCUGGCACGUCAGAUGCUUAAAAAGCGGGAGUACAAGCUGUUGGCGGGCGAUAGCUACUUGUUUGAAAAGGAGAACGAGUUCCACAAGAGUUCCUGCACUCAGCUAUAUCUGCAAUGCGGCGCACAAACGGAUCACACAAAUAUUAUGGUUAACCUGGUGUCGCAGGUCCUUUCCGAGCCGUGCUACGAUUGCCUGCGCACCAAGGAGCAGCUGGGUUACAUCGUAUUUAGUGGAGUGCGAAAAGUAAACGGAGCCAAUGGAAUCCGCAUCAUUGUUCAGUCGGCGAAACAUCCAUCCUAUGUGGAGGACCGCAUUGAGAACUUCCUACAAACCUAUCUGCAAGUCAUUGAGGACAUGCCACAGGAUGAGUUCGAGCGCCACAAGGAGGCGUUGGCCGUUAAGAAACUGGAAAAACCGAAAACUAUAUUCCAACAAUUUAGCCAGUUUUAUGGUGAAAUCUCCAUGCAGACCUAUCACUUUGAACGGGAAGAGGCUGAGGUGGCUAUUCUUCGUCAGAUAACCAAGGCCGACUUUGUGGAUUACUUCAAGAGAUUCAUUGCUAAGGAUGGCGACCAGCGUCGCAUUCUGUCGGUGCACAUUAUUUCCCGUGCACAAGGCGACGAGAAUGCCACGGAGGAGACGGAGCCACUGGAAAUCACGAACAUGUCACGGCACAAGACGAUCAACGACAUUGUGAGCUUUAAGUCCUGCAAGGAAUUGUUCCCCAUCGCACUGCCAUUCCUAGACAUCAAGGCCAAGGGAGGACGCAGCAAGCUGUGAGAUGUUUUCACCGGAGGAGUUUGCGAGUUUUUCAAUAGCACAUGGUUAUGGUCUCUCUUUGUUUUAAUUGCCCAACCGGAUACAAAAGUUGUUCUGUCAUUCACAAAUA
Molecule: messenger RNA, 3397 nt
Organism: Drosophila bipectinata
Lineage: Eukaryota; Metazoa; Arthropoda; Insecta; Diptera; Drosophilidae
Gene: Ide
Product: Insulin degrading metalloproteinase
Biological process (GO): peptide catabolic process
Cellular component (GO): cytosol; mitochondrion
Molecular function (GO): metal ion binding; metalloendopeptidase activity
Source: RefSeq, a predicted model, not a curated record